Molecule: messenger RNA, 2525 nt
Organism: Chilo suppressalis (striped riceborer)
Lineage: Eukaryota; Metazoa; Arthropoda; Insecta; Lepidoptera; Crambidae
Source: the annotation of a GenBank genome assembly
UAUUUUUUUAUUUACCGUGAUCUGUGGAUAAUUUGCGCAAAAAAUUCCUAGCCGAAUUCGAAAUAGUUUUUGGGUGUUUCAGUUUUAUUUUAUUCUGCUGAUUGAAGUUGAUAAUAAAUGUACGCAGUGCAUGAUUCCACCUAUUUUAGCUAUGAAAAUUCAUAAUCAUGGAUUUCUCAAUGGUGUGUCGAACCUGUCUUAGUGCGAAGAAUCUUCAUCCAAUAUUUAUAAACACUGGAAAUUACAGAAACUAUUCAGACGAUAUUUAUGUAGCUACUGGCGUGAAGGUCAACGACAAUGAUGGUCUGCCACAAAAUAUGUGCACAGAUUGCGUCUCAUUUGUGAACACUUCCAUGAUAUUCAGAAAGCAAUGUAACCACAUCCAAAUACGUCUGAUAAACUUGAAAAACUCGAAUUGUGAAAACGCUUCAGAGAAAAUAGACAGUUGUGAAACUAAUAAUGUUGAUACGUAUCUAGACAUAAAUAAGGUUAAGACUGAACUUAAUAUCGAUGUGUAUAGCAAACCUCUAAAUGAAGAAUCUGUAUGUUUUGAUAAAGUUAAUAGUGCACUAGACAGUGAUAAAGAAACGUCUCUCAAAACACUCGAUUGUUCGUUAAAAGAAGCAGAAACGACCAAAAUAAAAGUAAGAAAGAGGGCUAGAAGCCAAACUGUUGGUAGCAAACUACAUUGUUCUGAUGAAGAAGUAGAAAACACUCAAGAUGAUAAACUCGUCAAAGUAUUCGAUCCUCUAGUUGUAACUCAGAAUGUGGCACCAGUAGAAAAGUUAAAAAUUACCAAAGCAAAAGUUAGAAAGAAAGAUGAAUAUAAAAUUCUUGCUAACAACGAUGCAGAGUUACCGUAUUAUGAAGUCUUCGAUGCCAAUGCUAUACGGCAGAGGGUCUCAUGCAAGUUGUGUCAGAAAAACUUGUCGAUUAGAAGCAUCGACGCACACAUGUCACGGAGCCACCCUGGUGCAGAUGUGAGGAAAGUGAAAUGCGAAUUGUGCAAUAACUUUGUUUUGAAAGAGAAACUGAAUCGACAUAAAGCUAUGAUGCACGGAUCCGAGUGUUUUAGAUGUGGUUAUUGCAAGCUGGACUUUAACAGCAAGGAAGUGUUAAUCGAACAUGUCACAGUUUGUACUAUGAAGAAGAAAAGGCGGAGAACCGGAGGGGAAUCGGCGCGAGUGUUGGUCGAAUGCGAUGUUUGCAACAAGCAGAUGCAAAAAGCCAGCCUCAGGAUGCACAAGCUUAUCAAACACGCAGGACUGGGGCCCGUCUGCGAGCACUGUGGAAAACGAAUGGGGAAUAAGUAUCGUCUGAAUGAACAUUACCGCGCCAAGCACGGCUACGAGAAGUUCAACUGUACGUACUGUGCUUUCCAGAGCGCGUCCGCGAUGGCCAUAAGAUGCGACCAAUGCCCCGCCAUGUUCAAAGCCAACAACAGUCUCCAUAUGCACAAGUAUACUUGUCACUCCAGCGCCAUAUAUAGGUGCGGGGUUUGUUCGCGCGCGUACAGCUGUCGGCAGUACGUGGUGAAGCAUCUACGCCGCGUGCACAGGAACCACGACCCGCGCCCAAACGUGCUGUGCGAGCCCAGCGACAUCUAGCGGCCAGUAGCCGAAGCUUAACACCUGCGCCCACUACACAAGAACUGUGAGCUGCGUGAACCCAGCGACAUCUAGCGGCCAGUAGCCGAAGCUUAACACCUGCGCCCACUACACAAGAACUGUGAGCUGCGUGAACCCAGCGACAUCUAGCGGCCAGUAGCCGAAGCUUAACACCUGCGCCCAGUACACAAGAACUGUGAGCUGCGUGAACCCAGCGACAUCUAGCGGCCAGUAGCCGAAGCUUAACACCUGCGCCCACUACACAAGAACUGUGAGCUGCGUGAACCCAGCGACAUCUAGCGGCCAGUAGCCGAAACUUAAUUAUGUACCUCUGCUGCCGUUGAUGGAAAUAAUUUAUAACAAAAUAAAUGCUAGCCUAACGACAUCUAGCGGCCCGUAGCUGAAGCUUAACACGCCGCGCCCGCCCGUGCUGCGUGAACCCAGCGACAUCUAGCGGACAGUAGCCGAAAUUUAAUUAUGUACUAUCGCGGAAUUUUGCGCUCUGUCACUUGGCGAACAAAAUGCUUUGAACGGUUUUCUACAGUAGUUUUUACUACGCCCCGCCUUCGCGUCGGACGCGCCAAUCCGGGCCGCCGCACAAAAGUAAGACAGAGAGCAUUUCAUUGAUUGAAUAAUGAAUUGAAUUGCAUUUGUUUUAGUUGCAAUUUGUCAUCCGCAUCGUGAUCGCGACAACGCUAUACGAAAAAGUAAGACAGCGAUAAUUGCAUGUCUAUGAAUGAAUUUUUACUACGCCGCUACCGCCAGCGAUUAUGGCAUUAUGGGUGACAGAGCGGGUCUUUCCGCGAGUGUACCUUCAGCCGUUGAUGAAAUUAAUUUAUAAUAAUAUAAUAAAUGCGAGCCUAACGACAUCUAGCGGCGAGUAGCCGAAGCUCGAUUAUGAACCUGCAGUCAUUGAUG